This is a messenger RNA of Melanotaenia boesemani (Boeseman's rainbowfish), 1122 nucleotides long. RefSeq names its product BEN domain-containing protein 5-like. The record is from RefSeq and is a predicted model, not a curated record. Lineage: Eukaryota; Metazoa; Chordata; Actinopteri; Atheriniformes; Melanotaeniidae. Gene Ontology annotation, molecular function: DNA binding. Gene Ontology annotation, biological process: negative regulation of DNA-templated transcription. The transcript has 6 exons. The coding region runs from base 40 to 981 and encodes 313 amino acids.
ACAGAGAAUCCUCGGAAGCGGAUUAGAGUCCCAAAGGUCAUGGAGGAGGGGCUAGUUGCGGUGGAAAAAAAUCCUGAAGCGGUCAGAGAACGUAGUGACUUGAAGAAAAAAGCGAAAACCAUCCAAGCAGCUGAAGGAAAUGAAAAAAGAAAAAGCCUUAUGCGGAUCUUGGAAGAAAAAAAGGCAAUGAAAAAAACUUCUCCACUUCUUGCAAAUGAACAAAAGAGGAAGAGGGAGGAAACGCCGCCAGACAGCUUCUCUGACAGUGAUGAAGACGGAGGAGGAGUUGUACCACAACGGAUAUAUGAUGAACUGAAACUGAAGUACCACCAAAUGCAAAGAAAGAUGCAGGAUCUAAAACAAGAUGCGGCCAAUUCCAAAGAAAAAUUUGCUCAACUAAACAAGAGUAAAUGUGAGCUGGAACUGGAGUUGGCUAAAUAUAGGGAGGCAAACCUUUCUCUGCAACAAAGCCUAGAUGAGGUGCUUAAACAACUCUUUUCACAAAGGUCAAUGAUGUCUCAGGUCUCUGAGCCUGUCACCAAGUCCACAACUUUAGCCACCAGCCCCAAUUCAGAGAGUGAACCUCUUCAGCUGCCGAACACCCCAAGGGUAUUGGAAAAGAAGGAUGGGAAGAUUCAUAUUGGAAAUGAGGUUUGGCUGCGAGAGGAAGUCUGGAACAAGAUCCAAGCCACAAGAAAAGACUCGUUGUACGUCAAAGAGUUAGCAGUGGCCAUCUGGGGGAGCAGUGAACUAAAACAAUGGAGUGUGUCAGGAAAGGAAUGCCCCACCAAAAACACUGAGGCAAAGCCUCCCUUGACCCCAGACAGGCUGGGAACCCUCAAAGAUUGUUUCUAUCGCUGGUUGAGGGCCCAGGAUCUGGAGAAGGCAGAGGUGGACAGGAGAUCGAAGCUGGUGGGCUUCUUUAUCUCCCAGAAAAUUCAAGACUUGAACAAGAAGGACAAAAAAAACUUGGAAAAAUGAAAUGAAAAUUGAUGGAAAGCUUUUAUCAAACUGCAUUUGUCAUUUAUUUAAAUAAGGGUUUUGGGUUUCAUUUCACUUAAGGUUUUAUUUUUAUUGUGUUUAUGCUUUAAAAUAGACUUUUAAUAGCCUUUUUAUAGUACA